Messenger RNA from Pseudomyrmex gracilis, 1137 nucleotides. RefSeq names its product INO80 complex subunit C. The transcript has 4 exons. NCBI's taxonomy places the organism in Eukaryota, Metazoa, Arthropoda, Insecta, Hymenoptera, Formicidae. The record is from RefSeq and is a predicted model, not a curated record. Gene Ontology annotation, biological process: chromatin remodeling. Gene Ontology annotation, cellular component: Ino80 complex. The coding region runs from base 110 to 490 and encodes 126 amino acids.
AUUUUAGAUCCGUCGCUAAUGUCGAAGUACCAAAGAAUGUUUUUGUAAGAGGAUUGAUUAAAUGAGAUAUCGCAUAGAUUGCGCACGAGUUCGCAAAAUCAAUUGAAAAAUGACGGGCGAAGAAAUAAGCAGCGAGGGCAACAAGAAAUCGCAGCCUGUGUUUAAAAACCGUUUGUUUCAACAAAAAUUUCGACCGAUCAGCACGACCGGCAAGAAGCGCACUUGGCGUUCGUUGAAACAAAUUUUGGCGCAGGAGCGUUCUUUGCCAUGGCCAUCGACAGUAAAACACUACAGUUCCAUUAAUGCGCCGCCAAGUUUUAAACCCGCCAAGAAAUACUCCGACAUUUCCGGAUUGCCGGCACGAUACACGGAUCCGCAGACAAAAUUAUAUUACGCAACCGCCGAGGAGUUUGCCACAGUUCGUAGUUUACCAAUGGAUAUAACAGCUGGAUAUUUGGCUUUACGCGGAGCAUCCAGCAUUGUUGGUUAAACUAAUAGCAUAUAUAUAUAUAUAUAUAUAUUACUUAAUAUUACAUGUAUAUAUAAUUUAUAGAACUGUACGCAAUUAUUUAUUUACAUUGUACGAAUCGUGUGUAUUGCAUAUUGAUGAUACUUCAAUUUAUUCACACAUUCACACACUUUUAAUGUAAUAAAAGAUUUCAUUUAAAGACAACGAGGAAAUAUUCCGGAACCAGAGAGAAUAACACGGAACGAUUCAUUGACGAGAGAGAGUGGAAGUAAAGAAUCGACAACCAACUUUACCUCACGGACAAAGAAUUUUGUCAUGUGUCCGCUAAUAACAUAGUCCUCUUUUUCCUAGGAUUCUAAAAUGAACAAUUCCAUGAACAAUUUUGUUAUUUCGACAGUUUUCUUAUCCUCUUUUUAUUACUUUACACAAUACAUUAUUAAAAAAGCUUUUAUUUCUCAUUAUAACUUAUAUAUGUAUAUAUAAGCUACAGGCUAACAGGGGAGGCGGAAAAGGUGUGAAGAAGUUUUCGAGACCUAUGUUACUGUUUGUUUGACUGUUAUCAGAUUGUAUCUUUACAUUUUGUUUCUGUUUUUUUUUUUUCAAAUUCAUUUUGCGCAUCCAGUUUGCUACUUGCAACAAGAUCCUGUUUAGCAAAUUUGCAAUUAAUA